AAAAGUCCACGUCAUUUCAUCAAUUUUUAAAGAUAUAUUGUAAUUAGAAAAAUUAUUUCAGAAAAGAGGUAUUUUAAAAAUAAAUAAUGGAUAUGUUGUCUGGUGAUGUUAAUCCUGAGAGUCUUAACGAUUUGAUGGAAGCACACGUUAGAUCUCCGUUGGAAAAUUUGAACGAAAAUUGGUGUUACGAUUUCACCGAUCCAUUUGACUUUUUGGGUAACUAUGAUAAUUCUCCAAUUAAUUCCUUUCAAAAUCCGUAUGACGAAAUAUGUAUGGGUUUGGAUUCUGAGGCUGAAAACAUCUCAGGAAGUUCUUCAGAUUCUGGAGUUUCUUCGGAUAACUUAGAUGUUGAUAUUAAUGAUACAUUAAAUUUAGCAACUGAAAAUGUAAAUAAAAAUGUUUUUACCGAGGAUUCUCCACAAUUGUUGAGUAAACCAUCAAAUGAAAAUGAUGAGAAAACUCUGCCUAAGGUAGUUGUACAAAAGGUUCCUCAGUUAUUUACAAUAACACCAAACAACACAAACAUAUUUUCGAAAAAUAAAUCCCUUGAUAAAGCGAAUACACCAAAAGAAAUUAAAGUUGUAAAAGUUGCCCCACUUAAUAAUAGUGUUAAUAAAAAUAGAAAUGUCACAAUUCAAAUAAAUAAUUCUAAAAAUAAUGGAAAAAUUCAAACAAAUCCUGGAACAUUUUUCAUUAGCAAGGGUAAAAUUGCUGAAAUAAAAAAGAGCAAUCAAAAUCCUAAAAAUCAACAUUCUAUUUUAAUUCCUAUAUCGGUCAAGGGCAUAAAAGAUUUCAAGGCAGUUAAAUUGUUAAAAACCAUACCUAAAGAAAAAACAUUUGAAAAUGAACCAAAUUUAAAAUUAUAUUCACAUGGAUUACAUAUUGAGAAAGAUUAUCAAGAUGACGAAGAUGAUAAAAUGGACUAUGAAACAGAGAGUGUCAAUGAAAAAGAAUUAAAAUAUCCCAAGCUUAUAUUAACCUCUGAAGAAAAACGGCUUUUAGCUAAAGAAGGGAUAACUUUACCACAAUAUUAUCCUCUGACUAAAAAUGAGGAAAGAGAAUUAAAACGAAUACGCCGAAAAAUUCGUAACAAAAUAUCAGCUCAAGAUUCAAGAAAACGGAAAAAAGAUUAUGUUAUUGGAUUGGAAGCGCGUGUAAAACAAUGCACGGAGGAAAACCAGAAUUUAAUGAAACGCAUCAAAGUAUUGCAAUUGCAAAAUCAAAGUUUAGUAUCGCAAAUGAAAAAAAUGCAAAAUUUGCUUACGAAAGGUACGGAUAAAAUUACACAUCCCACUACUUGUUUAAUGGUAUUGUUAAUGAGUUUAGCACUAAUAACAGCUCCAAAUUUAAAUUUAACUAAAAAUGAAAAAGAAUUGAUGCUGGAUGAAUUUUCGAAUACUCAAGAUAUUGCUAUUCAAAAUAGAAAUUUAUUAUCAAAUUCAAAGACGAAUAUUCUAGAAAGCUUUGAAGACGAUAAAGCAUUUUCCUCAAAAAGUAAUAAUUUGAAAUUUGUUGAUUAUGAUGUCGAUGACAGAAAUUGGUAUGAGAUAAAAACAGAUGCUGAGAAUAAUUCUAAGCAUAUUGCACAUAGUAAUAAUAUAUUUACAUCACUACCUUUAGAAGAAAUUCAUAAAGGAAAUAACAACGAUGGAGAUAUACUAGAUUUGUUUUCUACGAAUUAUUUUUUCAAUUUCGAUUCAUUAAAUGGAGCUAAUGUUGAUGAAAAUAAUAUUGACAUGAAAAAUGAAAACAAAUUUCAGUCUCCAGAAAUAACGAAACAACUAAAUGUGUUAUCUUAUCCAAGAUAAAUUGUUAAACAAUCAUCACUAUUUAUUCGGAUAUAAAAAAAUAUAAUUUUUUAGCUUUGA
This is a messenger RNA of Condylostylus longicornis, 1868 nucleotides long. RefSeq lists its product as uncharacterized. The record is from RefSeq and is a predicted model, not a curated record. Bases 87 to 1808 code for a protein of 573 amino acids. Gene Ontology annotation, cellular component: nucleus. Gene Ontology annotation, molecular function: RNA polymerase II cis-regulatory region sequence-specific DNA binding; DNA-binding transcription factor activity, RNA polymerase II-specific. Lineage: Eukaryota; Metazoa; Arthropoda; Insecta; Diptera; Dolichopodidae. The transcript has a single exon. Gene Ontology annotation, biological process: regulation of transcription by RNA polymerase II.